AGCUAUGAAAAGAUGACAAUAAAUAAUCACUUUAACCCUAACAAAGGGUCAACUGGACCGAGUGAGCGCAUAUCUUAUCCGUCGUCCGCACCAGUCAGCGUGAAAGUUGGUUAACUCCGCCCUCGUUGCCGCCGGUGGAGCGGUGCCUGUCGGACGCGUCACCACACCUCACACAACCAACUUGGAUGUGGUAAUUGUAGAUUUGUGUUCCAGGGGAUGCAGGCUCAGCCCCACCACAGCCUUUGAAGGUCUCCCACAUGAUUUGUACAGAGCAUUUCAAUAAAUGAGCUGAUAAAACUAACUAACUAAAAUCCCUUGACUGUCAGUGUCUGGCUGAGUGUUUUGGUGUUAUUCCCGUGUGGUGUCGGCAGAGAGCAGCAAGUGCUCCUCCUCUGUCUGCUUCAUGUGAUGCUCGUCUGUCACAGCGGUCGACAAGGCAAAGCUGGUGCACUUCUUGGGAUUAUUUAUUCUUGAUAAUAUGUCUCUGUACCGAAAUGCCAUCUGGUUUUUGAACGGAAUCCACCAAUAUACCAGGAAGGGAUAUGAGGCAGCAUUUAAAGACUUUGAGCCCCAAGACCUAGAUGUGUCCGUUGUGGGAAGGUCUUUUAUGAUCACCGGCGCCAACAGUGGAAUUGGCAGAGCAACAGCCAUGGCUAUAGCCAAGAAAGGUGGGACAGUGCACAUGGUGUGUAGGAACAAAGAUAAAGCAGAAGAGGCCAGGGUGGACAUCACUAGUGAGUCUGGGAAUACGGAGGUAUACAUUCAUAUUGUGGACAUGUCAGAGACACGCAAAGUCUGGGAGUUUGCUGAGGCCUUCAAGAAGCAGUAUCCAGCCUUGAAUGUGUUGAUAAAUAAUGCAGGGUGUAUGGUGCACAAGAGAGAGCUUAACACUGAGGGCCUGGAGAAGAACUUUGCUACAAACACUAUGGGAGUGUACAUCCUCACUGAGAGUCUCAUACCACUUCUACAGAAGAGCCGGGAUCCAAGGGUGAUCACUGUGUCCUCAGGAGGCAUGCUGGUCCAGAAACUCCGAGUCGAUGACUUGCAGUCAGAGAAGGGCGACUUUGAUGCCGUCAUGGUCUACGCCCAGAACAAGAGACAGCAGGUAGUGCUGACACAACAGUGGGCCAAAGCUUACCCACUCAUUCACUUUUCUGCCAUGCAUCCAGGCUGGGCAGAUACACCAGCCGUUUCUACAUCAAUGCCUCAGUUCCACCAGAUGAUGGGGGAGAGGCUGCGCAGUGCAGAGCAAGGAGCUGACACGGUUGUGUGGUUGGCCUUGUCUAGAGCCGCCGCCAGAACAUGUGGCGGGCAGUUCUUUCAAGAUCGUACUCCGGUUCCUGCCCACCUGCCUCUGGCCUGGACUCACAGUUCUGCUGAAGAGAUUCAGAGUUUCAUGACUCAGCUGGAGACUUUGGCCAGAGCCAUAGGUCACAACCUGAUGUAGAGCUCAUUCAAGACCUCAAGCUGUCUGAAUUCUGAUACAAACGUUACACCAUAUAUUAAGUGACAAAUUAAUGCAUUAGCUUAAAUAAGAUACAUUUCUGAAUAAAAAAAACUAAUUCUACACAGCAUUAUGUUCAGGACAGUGCAUAGCUCAGUGUCACCGGAUUAAUCUGUGAUGUCAACAUGUGGUAACUGGACUGUUUGCAUUGAAAAUGUACUAUUGAAUUAAAGACAGAAGUAGUUGAU
Perca flavescens (yellow perch) is the source of this 1692-nucleotide messenger RNA. It is a transcript of the gene dhrs12lb, whose product is annotated as dehydrogenase/reductase (SDR family) member 12-like b. The coding region runs from base 479 to 1447 and encodes 322 amino acids. The record is from RefSeq and is a predicted model, not a curated record. The transcript is spliced from 10 exons. NCBI's taxonomy places the organism in Eukaryota, Metazoa, Chordata, Actinopteri, Perciformes, Percidae.